AUGGGCAAUUAAAGGAUGUAUGGGGGAUAAUUUAAUAACUAAUUGAGGUUAUAUAGUUAGUUUAAUGGGCCGUUUAACAAUUAUGAAAACAAUUCUUAACCAUAACCUGGUUACAAUAGAGGGAAAAAAAUUCAGAGAGUUCCCUCAAGGUUACUUUCCUUUUGGUUAAAGAAGAAGGAAUAAUAAAGCUUAAGGUUGAGUGCUAGCAAAGAAUUCAGCCAGAUUUAGAGGCAAUUCUAGGUAGGUGAACUAGAGCUUGUCUUAAGGAAACCAAGCAAUAAAAUUGAUUAGAUCGUUUCCCUCAAUUACUAUAACACAACCAAACACACUCUCAGAAAACAAGUUGGACUGUUGACUCAAUAAAGAAAGGUAAAACUAACCACAUAUUCUUUGUCUAUAAGAGAACCGAUAAAAUCUAUCCAAAACUUUCCUUCGUGCACCUUUGUUUAUUAAAGAAGGGAAGAGUGA
Molecule: messenger RNA, 468 nt
Organism: Paramecium octaurelia
Lineage: Eukaryota; Ciliophora; Oligohymenophorea; Peniculida; Parameciidae
Source: the annotation of a GenBank genome assembly